Annulohypoxylon maeteangense is the source of this 972-nucleotide messenger RNA. RefSeq lists its product as uncharacterized. NCBI's taxonomy places the organism in Eukaryota, Fungi, Ascomycota, Sordariomycetes, Xylariales, Hypoxylaceae. The transcript has a single exon. The record is from RefSeq and is a predicted model, not a curated record. The coding region runs from base 1 to 972 and encodes 323 amino acids.
AUGACAUCCUCCCCACCCAGCCCUGAACGUAGUUCCCUCGGUAAACGAAAUGCGGACGAGAUCACUACCAAUGAAGUUGAAGAAGUGGUAGCUGAUGCUCAAGAAGAGCCAGAAUUUAAGAAGGUCAAGGUAGACCAUAUAAGCCCGGCGCAUAAAUUAUGGGAGAUUGGAAUGGAGAUUCCACAAGGGAAACGACGACCACAUUUAGGGAAGUUGACACAUGAUAGCGAGUCAGGAAGCGGUUCAAUAGAGGACCCUAAAAUCAUAUGGCUUGGGAAGGUACCCCAUGAUUCCAAAACGAAAAAGGCAAAUGAGGAUAUCGCUCGGCGAGCUUCGUCCCGCUUGGAGACGAUUACUCAUGUCUACAUCGUAUGUGGAACUCAGUCCAGUAAAUUCGUCGACAGAGAUGGGAAGAGAAUUCAUUUAUGGUAUCCCGACGGCAUACAUUUCCAACAUAAGACAACGGCGGCGGAUCCCCAUAUGUUCCUAGCCUUCGGCACCAAGCCGGAUCAUGUAGUCCUGUAUGGUUACAUCAAUGUCACAGUCGACGAAACCGGUAAACCGACGGACUUCGCGACGUCGCGGAAUGAGGAUUUUGUUGUCGAUGGCGACGAUAGAAUCUUUGAGCUUUUUCCGUAUGAAUAUGAAGAGCAUGAUUGCAGUCCUUACUGCCCUAGGCAUAAGAGCGGCGAGGAAUCGAUUGAUGUCUGUGAAGACGCACAACCUAGAAGUUGUCGCCUUCAUAAUACGGAUAAUCUUAUCGACCACUUUUGCCGUCGAACGCGUUGGAGGACUGAGAUACUGGGAGAUCAUUAUUGCCCUUGUUACCACGAUAAAGAUGGACUUCUAGAUCACUAUUGCCCUUGCCCUCAUGAUAUCAAGCGAUUGAGAGACGACGUAUGGCAUCAUUGUCCGCAUAAGAUCCCAGCCAAGGCUAAGCACACUCAUUAUUGCCCAUCUUAUCCGUUUUGA